This is a messenger RNA of Aspergillus clavatus NRRL 1, 1731 nucleotides long. RefSeq names its product putative C6 zinc finger domain protein. Lineage: Eukaryota; Fungi; Ascomycota; Eurotiomycetes; Eurotiales; Aspergillaceae. Gene Ontology annotation, molecular function: zinc ion binding; DNA-binding transcription factor activity, RNA polymerase II-specific. The coding region runs from base 1 to 1731 and encodes 576 amino acids. The transcript is spliced from 2 exons. Gene Ontology annotation, biological process: regulation of DNA-templated transcription. The record is from RefSeq and is a predicted model, not a curated record.
AUGCUGGCCGCCAACAGAAUGGAGUCGAUGGAGCCGCUGUCGUCGCGGCGACAGCAGGUGUUCAAGGCCUGCGACCCCUGUAGACGGCGCAAGGUACGCUGCAACGGCCAGCAGCGCUGCCAGCAGUGCGAGCACCUGGACCUGCUGUGCACCUAUAGUGACAAUCAACGUUCCCGGUCUCGCAAGAAUGCUCUGCGGCGAGGCACCGUCAUCUCCGAGUGCAAGGUGCCCGUGCCCACCCCGAGCAAGAGCGAGCCGCCUUUGACGAUGACCUUUGUGCCACCCCUGUCGCCCCCGGAUCUCUCAGUCCCGCUCUCAACCGCCUAUCUCCACAGUCUCAUCCCGAAGUAUAUGGCCUUUGUCUACCCGUUCAACCCCAUCAUGACCGAUGAGGAGAUCCGGGAAUCGAUCCGCAAGAUGGACGGGGAUAGAGACCACGCCGCCUUUGUCCACGCGUUCACCGGCGUGACCAUCGAUCUGACACAGUCGAAUGUCGCCACAUCACAUGUCUCCGAGCAGAUCGACGAGCUUGCGCGUCGAGCCAUCGAGCUGCGGACGUCGCUCCUCCCGGGGUUCCGCCCGUCGAUUCUCCGCGCCGUGACUAGCGUGUACAUCCAGAUGCUGUACAUGAGCCUGGGCCAGUAUGACCUGGGCUUCUACUACCUCCGCGAAGCCAUCAGUAUGGUCCAUAUGCUUCGCAUCCAAGACAAGGCCGUCAUGGCCAGUUUGGAUCUAGCCGAGCGCUCCCGGCGCCAGCGGCUGUACUGGCUCUGUUUCAUCCACGAGCGCUUCAUGUCCAUCUUCCACUUCUCGCCCGCGACGCUGUCGCCAUACGCGCAGUUCCCCGAGGAAGAUGUGGGGCUGGACCCGGGCAUCUCGCAGGGCUGGACGCAGGUGAUCAAGACCUUCCUGCUGCUGGAACCGACGUUCAUCAGCCUGUGGAUCGGCGACCGUAGCCAGGUCACGGUGGCGUGGGUGGAGCAGAAGCACCGCGAGCUCGAGGACGAGCUGUGGGAGCUGGAGGUAUCGAGCCUGACGGACAUGCAGCAGGCGGAUCUGGUGGUCACGCGGCAGUGGAUGCGCACGCUGCUGUGGCAGAUGGCCAUGUCCAACUGCCUGCUGUCGUCGCACGCGUCGUGCCCGUCGCUCUCGCUGGAGAUGCCGCUGCGGCUGUCGAGCCAGCUGCGGCAGUUUCUCACGCGGAUCUCGCAGAACACCGUCCAGAUCCACGGAUCGUCGCUGCUCAGCAAGCUGCUCGAGAUCAUCAACACAAUUGCGGAUGUGGUGAUCCAUGGGCCGCAGGUGACGCUUGAGGAGACGAUGAGCCGGAUCGACGAUAUUCUAUUCAUGAAGGAUGUGAUUUUCUCGUUUCGCAACCUGCAGCAGCUCUCGAAAAAGAUCCUGAUCGAGAAGUUGUAUUUGAUCCAGGAGCGGUUUGCGCAUAUUGAAGGGGCCUCGCAGUUGGAGUUUGACCUGGUGAAUACAUGUGAAGUUGCCGAUGCUCUACCAAUUGUUGCCGGGCUGGUCAUCAUGACUGUAAAGUACCACACCUCUUCCUAUCAACCCAUCAACAUGGCGAACGCGGAGGCCUUGAAGAAGAUAGAUGCGGGAAGCGUCUUCCCAAGAACUACCAUCCCAGAUCUCCAAACGAGCAUGACGCUCUGGUACCGCCCAUCCACUCUACGCAGCACCUCGACUCCCGCAAUCGUCUUGAGACAGGCCGGCAGUUAA